AUGUCUCUCGUGGCGGAAGCCUUCGUCUCGCAGAUCGCAGCCGUAGAACCUUGGCCUGAAAAUGCUACAUUAUAUCAGCAACUGAAAGGGGAGCAAAUUUUGCUUUCUGACAAUGCAGCUUCCCUUGCUGUGCAGGCCUUUUUGCAAAUGUGUAAUCUGCCUAUCAAAGUAGUUUGUAGGGCAAAUGCAGAAUAUAUGUCUCCAUCUGGUAAAGUACCUUUUAUUCAUGUAGGAAAUCAAGUAGUAUCAGAACUUGGUCCAAUAGUCCAAUUCGUUAAAGCUAAGGGCCAUUCUCUUAGUGAUGGGUUGGAUGAAGUCCAAAAAGCAGAAAUGAAAGCCUACAUGGAAUUAGUCAACAAUAUGCUAUUGACUGCAGAGUUGUAUCUCCAGUGGUGUGAUGAAGCUACAGUAGGGGAGAUCACACAUGCUAGAUAUGGAUCUCCUUACCCUUGGCCUCUGAAUCGUAUUCUGGCCUAUCAGAAACAGUGGGAAGUCAAACGCAAGAUGAAAGCUAUUGGAUGGGGUAACAAGACUCUGGACCAGGUUUUGGAAGAUGUUGACCAGUGCUGUCAAGCUCUUUCUCAAAGACUGGGAACACAACCAUAUUUCUUCAAUAAGCAGCCUACUGAACUAGAUGCACUGGUAUUUGGCCAUCUGUACACCAUUCUUACCACACAAUUGACCAAUGAUGAACUUUCUGAGAAGGUGAAAAACUAUAGCAACCUUCUUGCUUUUUGUAGAAGAAUUGAACAGCACUAUUUUGAAGAUCGUGCUAAAGGCAGCUCAUCUCUUAGAUUGUCCUAG
Messenger RNA from Pipistrellus nathusii (Nathusius's pipistrelle), 804 nucleotides. NCBI's taxonomy places the organism in Eukaryota, Metazoa, Chordata, Mammalia, Chiroptera, Vespertilionidae. The record is from the annotation of a GenBank genome assembly.